AGUAAAGUCACUCCAAGUCUUUAGAAUCUGAUGCAAUCGACAUCGUGGUUCAAAGCUUUUAGAUAAGUUAAAUUAAACUCCAUUAUUUUAUUAAUAUAUAAAUUAUUUCAUCACUAAUAACAUUAAAAAUGGAAGAAGAAGAUUCGAUAUUUGAUCCUACGUUAAAGAAAAAAAAGAAAAAGAAGAAGACAACGUUUGAUUUAGAUGCUGCUAUUGUUGAAGGUGGUAGUGGUAAUGAAGGUAAUGACGGUGUUCCUGAUAAAGAAAAUCAAGAACCUGAACAACAAUUACCAGAGGACGAUGAUGCAUUGGAUUUAGAAAACUUUGGAAAGAAAAAAAAGAAAAAAAAGAAAACUUUUAAUCUAGAUGAUGGUGAUAAUGCAGCAUCUGAAAAUAAAAAAGAGGAUGCAAUGGAAUCAAGAACUGAAGAAGUAGCAGCUGAUGAUAAUCUUGAUUUGGAUAUGGAUUUCUCAAAGACGAAAAAGAAAAAAAAAAGUAAAAAAAAGGAUUUCGAUGAAUUAGUUGCUAAAGAGGAUAAAAAAGAGAGUGACGACAAAGACAAUGUGGAAGAUACAAGUUUAUGGGUAGGAUCUGAUAGAGAUUAUACUUAUGAUGAAUUAUUAUUACGAGUUUUUAAUAUAAUGCGUGAAAAAAAUCCUGAUAUGGUGGCUGGUAAAAAACAAAAAUUCGUUAUGAGACCACCACAAGUUGUACGUAUUGGUACUAAAAAGUCAUCAUUUGCUAACUUUACUGAGAUCUGUAAAACUCUUCAUCGACAACCGAAACAUUUAUUAGACUUUUUGUUAGCUGAAUUGGGAACAAGUGGUUCUGUUGAUGGUAACAGUCAGCUUAUUAUUAAAGGAAGAUUUCAACAAAAACAAAUUGAAAAUGUAUUACGUAGAUACAUCAAAGAGUAUGUUACUUGUCAUACUUGUCGUUCACCGGACACUAUUUUACAAAAAGAUACGAGACUUUUCUUUUUGCAAUGCGAGACAUGUGGAUCGAGAUGUUCGGUAGCUAGUAUAAAAUCUGGUUUCCAGGCUGUUACUGGUAAACGUGCGGCCAUACGAGCUAAAACAGCUUAAAAUACUCUUCAACAUCUAUUUAAUAUACAUAAUGCAUUAACAGAAAAGAAAAUGAAAAAAAUAACAAAAUAUCCAAGUCUCUGCUAAUAAUUAUAUAUGUAACAGUAAAUAAAUUGUUCAAUUUUACCGAA
Microplitis demolitor is the source of this 1216-nucleotide messenger RNA. RefSeq names its product eukaryotic translation initiation factor 2 subunit 2 (gene eIF2beta). The transcript has 6 exons. The record is from RefSeq and is a predicted model, not a curated record. Gene Ontology annotation, biological process: formation of cytoplasmic translation initiation complex; translational initiation; formation of translation preinitiation complex. NCBI's taxonomy places the organism in Eukaryota, Metazoa, Arthropoda, Insecta, Hymenoptera, Braconidae. Gene Ontology annotation, molecular function: translation initiation factor activity; translation initiation factor binding; mRNA binding. Gene Ontology annotation, cellular component: eukaryotic translation initiation factor 2 complex. The coding region runs from base 129 to 1085 and encodes 318 amino acids.